Messenger RNA from Pangasianodon hypophthalmus (striped catfish), 4443 nucleotides. It is a transcript of the gene tent5aa, whose product is annotated as terminal nucleotidyltransferase 5Aa. Gene Ontology annotation, molecular function: RNA binding; poly(A) RNA polymerase activity. Gene Ontology annotation, biological process: mRNA stabilization. Bases 888 to 2099 code for a protein of 403 amino acids. The record is from RefSeq and is a predicted model, not a curated record. NCBI's taxonomy places the organism in Eukaryota, Metazoa, Chordata, Actinopteri, Siluriformes, Pangasiidae. The transcript has 2 exons.
GUGCGUCCUCAGCUGACCAUUAACCCUGAUGCACUGGUGUGAUUGACAGAGCUCAUUAGCAGCAGGACACUAGUGGUGAACAGAGCUGUCACUCAGAAGCCCAGCACUGAAGUCAGUAAGGAGAUUGCAGAGCUCAUUUGGCGCACCAGAUGCUGAACUUGUAGGACACACUGGAACAGCAGAGAAGCCUAGCUGAUUAAGCAUUUAGAUGUAUGUGGCACUUUAAUAGACAGCAAUAAUGAUAGGAUUACUGAUUAUUCUGGGGGAAAAUAAUCUGGCAUGCCAAGUGUAGCUGAGGCACUGUAAAGAUUGUUAGAAACCUGAUUUCUUGGGGAAAAAAAACCCCACACAUGCACAUGCUCGCCUCCUGAGCGCUGCUCGCCCUGAAGCCUGUGCCAAGUGCCAAUAGAAUAUUCAUGUAAAUGAGAGGCGUGCCCUGCAGCCAUGGCGGAACUUUACAGCGCGUCCUGCUGUACAAACACUCAGCUGAGAGCCAGCAGCAGGACUGCACCAACACGCUAGAACACACCGGAUUAAAAGCCCUUCAAACCAGCGGAUACAAAGCAGGACAGGACCGAGAAUAACCGAAACCUGCCGAAGAGUCGAGCAAGUUCUCUCUGGAAAGCCAAGCUGAAAGAUACAGGAAAAUAGACAUGCAACUAAAUCAGGGCAGAUCAGUGUAAAGAGUCGGAGGAUAAUCGGGGUUGUGCUUAUUCUCAUGAAGGCAGGUUCUUCAUUACAUUAGCACACUAUUAAACAAGUUCGGGAGUUCUCCAAGCUGAGCACUACUGCGCUCUCUCUCUCUCUCUCUCUCUCUCUGCGCGCUCUCUCUCUCUCUCUCUCUCUCUCUGUGCGCUCUCUCUCGCGCGCGCUCCUGGUCCGCGGUGAUGGCUGAGGAGGACGGAGGCAUGGGGAGUCCGGCGGAGUGCAGCGCUCCGAGCAGCAGCAGCAGCUUCAGCGUACUCAGCUGGGAGCAGGUGCAGAGGCUGGACAACAUACUGACCGAGACCAUCCCGAUCCACGGCCGGGGCAACUUCCCCACGCUGGAGAUGCAGCCGCGGCAGAUCGUGAAGGCGGUGCGGAGUCGCCUGGAGCAAAGCGAGAUCCGAGUGCGCGACGUGCGCCUCAACGGCUCAGCGGCCAGCCACGUGCUGCACGAAGACAGCGGGCUCGGAUACAAGGACCUGGACCUGAUCUUCUGCGCAGAGCUUAAGGGCGAGCGCGAGUUCCAAACAGUCAAGGACAUAGUGCUGGACUGUCUGCUGGACUUCCUACCCGAAGGAGUCAACAAGGAGAAAAUUACACCCUUGACCUUAAAGGAAGCUUAUGUUCAGAAGAUGGUGAAAGUAUGCAAUGACUCAGACCGCUGGAGCCUCAUCUCACUCUCUAACAACAGAGGCAAGAAUGUGGAGCUCAAGUUUGUUGACUCAUUGCGACGGCAGUUUGAGUUCAGCGUGGACUCAUUUCAGAUCAAGCUAGACUCUCUGCUUCUGUUUUAUGAAUGUUCUGAGAACCCAAUGGCCAAAACAUUCCAUCCAAGCAUCAUUGGCGAGAGCGUGUAUGGAGACUUCAGCAUGGCCCUGGAGCACCUGCGCAACAAGCUGAUCUGCACGAGGAACCCGGAGGAGAUCCGUGGUGGCGGACUGCUCAAGUACUGCCAUCUACUGGUGAGGGGCUUCCGAGCAGACUCUGAGAGUGAGAUGAAGUCUCUGCAACGCUACAUGUGCUCACGCUUCUUCAUUGACUUCCCUGACAUCAACGAGCAGCAGCGCAAACUGGAAUCCUACCUCCAGAACCAUUUUGUGGGCUUGGAGGAUCGCAAAUAUGACUAUCUGAUGACGCUGCAUGGGGUGGUAAAUGAAAGCACGGUGUGCCUGAUGGGACAUGAGAGGCGGCAGACAUUAGGGCUCAUCGCCAUGCUGGCUGUUCGUGUGCUGGCUGAGCAGAACGUCAUACCCAAUGUGGCAAACGUCACCUGCUACUACCAGCCUGCCCCUUAUGUAGCUGAUGCCAACUUCAGCAAUUACUAUAUUGCCCAGGUGCAGCCAGUGUUUGCUUGCCAGCAGCACACAUACUCGACCUGGUUACCCUGCAACUGAGCGUGUGGUGAAUUUGAGAAUAAGAGAGAGGGAAAAAAAGGUUGUGUUUUCAUACAGAAGCUGAAUCAGAUUUGCAAAUUUGUCCAGAGCAUUUCAGAGAAGCCCGAGCAAAAUGAUUGUGCUUUCCCACUCUGAAUUAAAAGCCCCAUGAUUUCCAGAGUGCAUAUUAAAGCAAAAUUUGCAAUACAAGGGGUAAAAGAGUCAGCUGACAGUAUUCCUGUUCUGAUUGUAAUUUCAAAAAGCUUUGCUAACAGAUGUCAGGAGGGUUCAGUGUGGCCCUACCAUGCCCAUCUCUGGAAGGAUCUUUAGAGCUUCUUCUGUAGCAAUCUAACAGUCCUAGAGAAUGCAACCAUAGGACAAUUGUUAAACACCUGGCAUCAUACUGGCUGACAUGGACCAAAGACUGGCUUCAUUAGUGCUGUUUUGUGGAAAGCUCCAUGCUAACCAUGUGGGUGCAGCAGCCUUUCUUCAUGUGGUCUGUAUGCAAAGGUACAGAGGACAAAAAAAGAGCUAGAGUCUUCUUUAAGCUCUUACUUUUGAUCUGACACAAAAAAAGGUGAGCGGAACACUUAUUUAAAAUGGCAAAAAUAAAUCUUAGAAAAAGGUCAUAUUCUUGAUAAGAGUUUACAAAACCAAAGAUUUUAUGAUUGUCUCUUUUUAUUGCCCAAAUCUGAAGGUAGAUCCGUCUAUAUUUGUAUAUGUGAAACAUUCAUUCUAAGUGCCUAAUGCAGAAUGGUAAGAACAUUCUGCUCUUGUGAAUAAACUAACCAAGUCCAUGAUCUUCAUAAACAAGAGGACUCAAAGAUUGUGAAUGUAUGGCCGAUUAGUGUGUAAUUUUGGUAGAAGGUCAAUAUGGAAUCAGCAUUGCAGAUGAGAAUUCAAUUCAUAGAAGAGAGAUUAAGACAGAAUAUCUUGAUAUUUGUGGUGCUCUAUUUUUGAAACACUGCGUCAAAACUGAAGAAAAUUAGUUAGCCAAAUUAUCUAUCUCUUAAUUUAUUGUUGCUAGAAAUGAGCAGGAGUCAAACUCAAAUGACUCCCUUAACACAUGUGUUACUGUAUGUAUCAUAAUUAACAAGGUUAGAUUUUUCUGAUUUUUCAUUGCUUAAGCUGUGUAAGUUUGGCGAAAUGCAGUCUUGCCGCAUGACCUGAGGUUGUACAUUUUGGUUCUCGCUGACUAUCGCUCUUGGCUUAUAACAGACAAAUGGACAAAAACCCUGUGUCAGGUGAGAGAGGAAAGUCAAAGGCAUGGUGCACUAGAACACAAAGAGCCAUGUUAUUUAACAGAGCGAGGGGAGUGUGUUUCCCCACUGCCAUGAGGGAACAUAUUUGUUGAGGCACUUCUGAAGGUGGGACAGUAUUUGAUGUAACACCCUAGCAGGGAAUUCCUCAGUCACCGCUGAAGCUCUAUGACUAAAACUGACUGUGUUCACGCUUCCUCGCUCGGAUUCACCGUUCUGUGUGCUCAGUGUUAGCCCAGCAUUCAGCUCCUGCAAGCAGAGCGUAACCCGUUCUUGAUUAAUAGCGACAAGAGGAAGCAUGUCUGGACGUCUGAGAUAUGUAAACUUGCGAUGGAGAAGGCAGGGAAUGAGAGAAUGUGUGAAAGAGUGCAUGGGAGAGCUGAGGAGGCGCAGGAGAGGGAGUGAGAGCUGGGGAGAUGGGUGCAGCUGGUGAAGGGGUUCAUCUCCUUCUGCAUAUAGUUUUUAAUCAGAACCGCCUGUUACGGCUCUAAAUGAUGUCGCUCUGAACCACAGAGAUUUAAAGAGACAUAAACAGGAACAAUGUUGACCCAAUAUACAUAAAUAUAGUAUAUUUAAGUGUAGCACAAAAAAAAAAUACUUUAUUUGUCACCAGCAUUUGAAAACUGAGUGAUAACCAGUGAUGUAUAUCCAUUAAAUACUGCUUUCAAAAAAGGGCAAGGAAACAUUUGACAAAAUUUAUUUGGGGUAAAUAAGGCAGCAAUUUUUGAUGAUUUGAGAUUUGUCCUUGUUUUCUCCAUUCUGCCAGAUCUGGAUUUGUCAGGUUAGUUGUGUAUAGCAGCACAGUGCAGUGAUGCUGAGAGGAGCCUCUGCAUAGACUAUGAUGUGUGUCUUCUGUUAAAUCAAGCAGAAUCUUAAACGUUCUAUAUUUUUUUCUAUCCUGCUAUUUUGUAUGCUCAUGUUCUGAUUUGUCAUUUUUGUGAUUCACAUGCAUCCUAGUUGACUGUUGAGUAACAUUUUUGUCACAUUUGUCGCUGGAGUCCUGUGGAUGAUGCACAUAGCAGGAAUUUACACAAGCCCCAUGAAUGCUAUAAGAGUUUAGUGUUGCUUAGAUGGCAAAAAAAAAAAAAAAUUAAAAAAAAAUAAAA